Messenger RNA from Dipodomys ordii (Ord's kangaroo rat), 1484 nucleotides. It is a transcript of the gene Dnaaf11, whose product is annotated as leucine rich repeat containing 6. Gene Ontology annotation, molecular function: protein binding. The record is from RefSeq and is a predicted model, not a curated record. The transcript has 12 exons. NCBI's taxonomy places the organism in Eukaryota, Metazoa, Chordata, Mammalia, Rodentia, Heteromyidae. Bases 60 to 1484 code for a protein of 474 amino acids. Gene Ontology annotation, cellular component: cytoplasm. Gene Ontology annotation, biological process: outer dynein arm assembly.
AAGCGAGUCCCGAGUCCCCUGGGGCUUCAGGGGAUCCGCGAACCCCCGAGGGAGGCGCCAUGGGCCGGAUCACAGAAGAUCUUAUUAGACGGAAUGCUGAGCACAAUGAGUGUGUAAUUUUUUCCCUGGAGGAACUCUCCUUGCAUCAACAAGAAAUAGAAAAACUAGAACAUAUUGACAAAUGGUGCCGGGAUUUAAAAAUUCUCUAUCUUCAGAAUAACCUCAUUGGAAAAAUUGAAAAUGUUAGCAAACUCAAGAAACUUGAAUAUUUGAAUUUAGCUUUGAACAACAUUGAGAAAAUUGAAAAUUUGGAAGGAUGUGAAGUGCUGACAAAACUUGACCUGACCGUGAAUUUCAUUGGGGAUCUGAGCAGCAUUAAAACCCUGAAGCACAACAUCCACCUGAAGGAGCUCUUCCUCAUGGGGAAUCCCUGUGCGGACUUUGACGGCUACAGACAGUUUGUGGUGGCAACCCUACAGCAGCUGAAGUGGUUGGAUGGUAAAGAAAUAGAGCGCUCAGAAAGGAUUCUAGCAUUGCAGGACUAUCCAGCAGUUGAACAACAAAUCAGAGAGCAGGAAAGAGCUUACAUCCUCAAAAGAGCCAAAGAGAAAAAAGAGGCACAGAGGAAACUUGAGGAAGAGCCUGAAAAGGAAGACAACAAACAGAGAUGUGGUCCUGGCUUUGAUGGGCGUUGGUACACAGACAUCCCUCCUGCUCUCCCAUCUGCUACUGAGAGCCAAGGUCAUGUCCAAGCACCCAAAAUGCAAGAAGAACAAAACAAUGCACAGAAAUCAGACGAAACUGAAGACGACCUGGCAUUCUGGAACAAACCAUCCAUGUUUACGCCUGAAUCUCGAUUGGAAACUCUUAGACAUGUAGAAAAGCAACGGAAAGCUCAAGAGAAAUCAAGUGACAAAAGGAAGACAGUGAAACCACCCCGGACUUUGGUCACUGAGGAUGGGAAGGCCCUGAAUGUCAAUGGACCCAAGCUUGACUUUUCUUUGAAAGAUGAUGUAAAACGUAACCAAAUCAUUCUGGACCUGGCUGUCUAUAGGUAUAUGGAUACUUCUUUAAUCGAGGUUGAUGUACAGCCAACUUAUGUGCGAGUCUUGGUCAAAGGGAAGCCAUUUCAGCUCGUUCUUCCAGCAGAAGUCAAGCCUGACAGCAGCUCUGCUAAAAGGUCUCAGACAACAGGACACCUGGUGAUCUGCAUGCCCAAGGUGGGAGAAGUGAUCACAGGUGGUGGAGGAGCCUCCAGGUCUACGAAAACCCCACCGGACAGCAGCAGAGAGCAAACACACAGAAGAAGCAAGCAAACUGAGAAAUUAGAAGUUGAUCCAAGCAAGCAUUCAUGCCCUGAUAUAACUACCAUAGUUCAAGAAAAUCAGCAUGCACCCAGAAGGUUGAGAUCGGCACCCAAAACUACACCUAGUGAGGAACAUCCAGACUUUGAAGAUAACCCAGAAGUUCCUCCCCUGAUCUGA